Oncorhynchus gorbuscha (pink salmon) is the source of this 1218-nucleotide messenger RNA. RefSeq lists its product as uncharacterized. The transcript is spliced from 8 exons. The record is from RefSeq and is a predicted model, not a curated record. NCBI's taxonomy places the organism in Eukaryota, Metazoa, Chordata, Actinopteri, Salmoniformes, Salmonidae. Bases 79 to 684 code for a protein of 201 amino acids.
UCCAGCUUGAAAAAACACAUUGGGAGAUGCACGACAUUAAAGUUAAAAAGAGAAGCUGCAAUAAAGGCAGAGAAGACCAUGUCUAAGAGCACAUAUGAAGAAGAGGAGGAGGAUGAGCAUCUCCCCAAGACUGGGAUAUCAAAGCAAGAUCCCAAUACUUCAGAGGUAGCCAUGACAGAAGAUGGGACUGCGGAGCAGUUUGAGUUUCAGUAUGGACUGGAGGGACCAACAUUUAAGAAUGAGAAUGGGGAGUGUUCCAAGAGCCAUCUGUCCAUCAUCAAAGUGGAACAACUGGACCCCCUUCUCCCUGAACAAAAUAACUCCAGCUGUGAUUCUGGGUCACCUGGGGAUCCUGGCUCAUCUGGCUUUGGGUCCAAUAUGAGUCCAGCUGCACAGUUCUUCAGGAAGUGCCACCAGGCAGGCUGCACACAGUUAAUCUUCUCUGAGUUUGCCUCCCGUCUCAACACUAUCACUGAGAGGAUUUCAUCCCAGCAGGCCAGCGAAGAAGAUUUCAACCUCACCCUGAAAGUGCUGGAGGCCUCUGGGAUGCUGCCAGAGAUAUUUGCAAAGAGAGACCAAGAAAUGGAGAAGAGACUGAAGGAUCUGCAGAGAGAGAUUGAAGCGGUGAGGACUGCCAGGUCUGCCAUGAGAGAUGCCUGUGUCGUGAGCUUCACCCCAUCAUGACGGAUCACUGCUGAAGAUAAAAGCAGUUUUAUAAGACGUUAUAACUAGGGCCUGGAGUUUUCCCUGACCAGACUAGGAAUGUAUAGGACCUGAAGGUUUCCUGGUCCGAUCAUGUGGACAGGAAAAACCUCACACCCCAGUUUUAGUAGAAUGUAAAUAUUUGAAACCUUUUAUAUUUGCCAUAUUUUUCUACCUUCGUGUUCAAACAUUUUAACUCCGAUAUUUGAAAAAGUUUGUUGUACCCUGGCUACUGAGAUGGGUGAUAUUAUACUUGAAGUGAGCAAUAGGCGAUAUAAUCUUGUGACAUAUAUUGGUUCUGGGUUCCAAGGUUAUUGGCGUUGUAUUGAUGUUAGUAGGUGAUCUUUUGUGUCCAUCUGUGCUAUGUACUUUGUGCUUACUAACCCUUCACAGGUUAAAUAUGUCCUUAUACAGUAUGUGUGAACCACUGUAUGGUUACUGUAAGACAUUCAUUUGGAAUACACUGUAAUAUAGCAUACUUGAGGAAAGUUGAACGCAUUAAACUUCUUAUGUAAA